CGCUCGGUGCUAAAAUAAAUGCACUUGGCCGUAACGAGAGAUUGCUGCUUAGGAAACAGGUACUUCAGACGACUUCGUGGCAAUGAAGAUUCUCGUGUUUACUUUCCUCACAUACUACACCGUUUGCUUCAUACCGAGGGAUGGUGAUGCGGUGUCAUCAAACAAAGGCUGCACCUCGAUGCCGGGUGACGACGACGACUGCGAGACUGAUACUAAUAAGUGGUUUUAUAACAUAGAAGCAGGAGCAUGUGAAAAUUAUAAGUACGGAGAUUGUCCACGAAGUGAUAACAUAUUUGACAACCAGACUGUAUGCACAGAGACUUGCAAGGACGUAGGAAAGCGCAGUCCGAAGACAAAGGGCGGCUCGUUCAGUGCCCCGGGCUCCAGUCGCCAUAAGAGACCAUCGAAGAAAGGCGGAUCAGAAGAAGGGGAGACGGGCAUCGGCAGCAAGCCUGUGAAUAAACCGAAGGGCGGUGGCUUUACGAAGGGGGGCCCCAAGACCAGACCAAUGAGACCCCCCCGUGCAAGACCAGCCCUGCCACCCCCAGCAAAAGCACCUUCAGGCCCAGGACACUGCGGAGCAAGGCCAAAGAGGGGAGACUGCGACGAUAAUAGCGAUAAGUGGUAUUUGAAUGCUGCAUUCUACACUUGCAGUCGUGUGCCCAAAGGAAAGUGCCCAACCAUUCAAUCAUUCUUUGACAACUGUGACGACUGCUUUAAAAAAUGUCGAGGCCAGUAUAAGCAUAGGCUAUCUCUUUUCGAGAGCGCCGAAAAUUAG
This is a messenger RNA of Dermacentor silvarum, 778 nucleotides long. RefSeq names its product actinia tenebrosa protease inhibitors-like. Gene Ontology annotation, molecular function: serine-type endopeptidase inhibitor activity. The transcript has 6 exons. The record is from RefSeq and is a predicted model, not a curated record. Lineage: Eukaryota; Metazoa; Arthropoda; Arachnida; Ixodida; Ixodidae. The coding region runs from base 83 to 778 and encodes 231 amino acids.